Molecule: messenger RNA, 989 nt
Organism: Chaetomium fimeti
Lineage: Eukaryota; Fungi; Ascomycota; Sordariomycetes; Sordariales; Chaetomiaceae
Exons: 4
Coding region: 126-917 (263 amino acids)
Source: RefSeq, a predicted model, not a curated record
UUUCAAUCCAACCCACAAUUUUGAGUUGUCCUUCGAAACAGGCUUCAUUGACAGCUGAGCGCCGGACGACAUGUUCAUUAUUUACCUAAUGAAAUGAGUCCCCGAACGCUGCCGCUCCACCAAAAAUGCGCUCACCCGAAGCCCAGAACCGCUAUGUAGAAACUUCCCGAUUCCCGCGCAUUCGAAGCCAGCUCGCCGGGUGCCGCGGGUGCUUGCCAAGGAUGAGGUUCGGGGCAGGUUCGGGGGAGGGAGAAUGGAGAACUCCACGAAUCCACCUGUCACUUAGCUGCAACCACGAGAACUUCGACGCUCGCGGGAGAGCUCCGGUGAACCCCGCCUCCUCGGUGGAGAAGCUCGGAACGAAGGCCAGCGAGCUGGCAGCCACCGACGUCAUCGUUAGAUUUUGCCGAGACCAACGGCAGCAACCCCAGAUCUCGUUCAAGUUGUCACCAGCAUGGCAGCGUGGUUGCUUUUUCUCAACAGGUGAGCACCGUGGAGGAUGUGCAUGGACAAAAGAUUCGGUGCACAAUGCACGACACGAAACGGGGUCAAUUGGCACGAAUAAAAUGACGGGGCUCGCGCUGCAAACAGCUAACAGGGCAUCAAAGCCAAGCUGCCGGUACCUUUUCGACCAGGGGCUCGGGGGAGCCGCCGGAAGGGAAACGGCCAAUCACGUCGGGCCGAGCUCUUCGCUCGCGCAUGUGUGCUUUUGCGUCCCUGAUCUGCCACAACAUCUGCCCUUGCCUUGCCGGGACCACAGAAGGAUGUGCAAGCGAGAAAGCUGCCACCCCUUCAGUGAUCAUCACAGCAUGGACCUGAGCGCUGGGACUCAAGCAUCAAGGCUCUCUCGAUGCUCCCGUCUCCACGCAAACAAACGACACACACAAAUCGCAACACACGACCUCCCGAAGUCAUAGCGGUGGCAGAUGUAACGGUCACUGCUUUUCAAAAAAGAAAUCAGCAGGCGUUUCGAUGGAUUUCGUCAUCGA